AUAUAUAUUUAAAUUUGUAUUAAUAUGAUAAAAGAUAUCGACAAAUUUUUAAGUGAUUUAGAAAAAGGAGAAUUAGAAACUGCAGAUGGACUGCCCCAUUCUCAGAUGUACUCCCAAUUACUUGCUAUAUAUCUAUUUCAAAAUGAAUUAUGUUACGCUAAAUAUUUAUGGAAAAGAAUUCCAAUAAAUAUAAAAAAUAGUUGUUCUGAUGUAAGAAGUAUUUGGACUGUAGCACAAAAAAUGUGGCAACGUGAUUGGCCUGCAGUUCAUAUUGCUUUAAAUGUUGAAUGGAAUAAGAAUGUAGCAGACAUAAUGAAUGCAUUAAAAGAGCGAAUUCGAGAACGUGCUAUUAUUCUUAUUAGUGAAGCUUAUUCAUCCCUUGAUAUUACUACACUUGCAAAAAUGAUUGGACUAUCGCCAGAAGAAUCUCGAAAAAUAGCCAUAGAAAAAGGUUGGCAUGUUGUUGGAACAAUAAUAAAGCCACAUAAAAUUUAUAAACAACAGACGUCGUCUACUGUAGAAGCAAUAACUGAAGAACAAUUAUAUAAAUUAACACAGUUUGUAUCUUUUUUAGAAAAUUAAAUUCAAAAUUAAG
This is a messenger RNA of Ceratosolen solmsi marchali, 595 nucleotides long. It is a transcript of the gene CSN8, whose product is annotated as COP9 signalosome subunit 8. NCBI's taxonomy places the organism in Eukaryota, Metazoa, Arthropoda, Insecta, Hymenoptera, Agaonidae. Gene Ontology annotation, cellular component: COP9 signalosome. Bases 25 to 582 code for a protein of 185 amino acids. Gene Ontology annotation, biological process: protein deneddylation; COP9 signalosome assembly. The transcript is spliced from 4 exons. The record is from RefSeq and is a predicted model, not a curated record.